CUUCCGGACUCGCUCUCAGACUUCGGAUCCCAGGGCGGCGGGGGCCGCGCGGGGAACGCACGGGGGGCAGGACCGCGGUGGCGGGAGCAGGCCUGAGUCAGUGCGCAGCGGGUGCCGGGCUUGGACUGUGACCGCGUUUCCAGGGGGCUCCGCCGAGGAGUCCGCAGGAUUCCACCCCGGUGACCGGGCGUCAGUGAGUGGGUGGGCUACUGACACCCGAAGCGGAUUUGGGAAACUCCGGGCGCCGGAGGCGGGCAGUGCGCCCAGGUGGAGAGGAAGUGGAGACUUCCACUCCGGCGGGCGCCCGCCACGGAGCCGCGGGGGUCUGACUCUGUGUCGGCCCUGAAGCUCUUGAAAACCUACUGGACAGAACUGUCGGCACCCUCUGCCCGCGCCGAGGAGGUGGAGGCGGCGCGGCGGGUGUUUUACUUGCAGGAACCGAGCGAAGGCCCUUGGAUUGACAAACUGGCAUGAAGAAAGACAGUGGGCUUGGCCACCCAGGCUACAGGUCAUCAGAGGCACCUCAGGGAUGAGCCAAUGGGGUCAGAAUGGAUGGAGAUGCGGAAGCGGCCGGUGUGCGCCGCCCAGGAGCCUACAGCCUGUGUCCCCGGCCAGCCUGGAGUGGAGAACCAGGGGUCCAACGCUUGCUGCUUCUGCUGGUGCUGCUGCUGCAGCUGUUCCUGUCUCACUGUAAGAAACCAGGAGGAACAGAGACUUAGAAGGACUUCCUAUGAAGUCAGAACCGAAGACCUUCCCACCUGUGAAGAAAGCCCGGGUCCCACCCUGGAGGAGGCCAGCGCCUGGGCUCAGUCCUUUGACAAGCUCAUGCUCACGCCUGCGGGCAGGAACGCAUUCCGGGAGUUUCUGCGGACCGAGUUCAGUGAGGAGAACAUGCUCUUCUGGAUGGCGUGCGAGGAGCUGAAGAAAGAAGUGAAUAAAGCCAUGAUUGAAGAGAAAGCGAGGGUCAUAUAUGAAGACUACAUUUCUAUUCUCUCUCCUAAGGAGGUCAGCCUGGACUCGCGCGUGCGGGAGGCCAUCAACAGGAGCAUGGCCGAGCCCUCCCAGAACAUCUUUGACGAUGCCCAGCUGCAGAUCUACACGCUGAUGCACAGGGACUCAUACCCCCGCUUCAUGAACUCCGCUCUCUACAAAGACCUGCUCCGCUCUUUAUCUGAGAAAGCAGUGGAAGCCUAGGAUAUCAAAGAUAUUUAUUAUGAAUAAAAUAAUCCAAGAACUCGUGGGCUCCGUCUAGGACAGGGACUUUAGAGGCGGUAGUGUCUUCUGCUGGUCGCACUCGGGCUGUUUUAAUAACAGACGCUUUCUUCUGCAGAAAACUGAUACAUUCAUCAAGAAAACUGCAGCCACCUUUCCUGAUCCUUUUGGAAAGACUGGGGUAUGGCUCUGUAGAGAGGUUGUGUAGCUACAUUUACAGUGACAGUAGUUUGUUCUCAAGUGACAAAGGAUACACAAGAAGAUGCCACAUUGCCUUCAAAGGGUACAUCAUGGGAACAAACAGUACCCAGAUUCCCAUUUUAUAAAAAGGUGACCUCUACUUGUAAAAUUGGUAUCCCACUGUAUCUUAGGAUACAUCUAUGUAUUGCUAAAUGCAUAUAUGUGCAUUUGUAUCUUACAUGGUUGAUGUAAAGCACCGCGCUCUUAACUGGAUCAGCAUCAAAAGUUUGGUAAGAGAAGCAGUGUUUAGAAAAUUCUUUUGUUGACAAGUUACCUUUAUUUUUUAUUACCAGAGCCUGCCAACCUAAAGAAUGAAUUUUCAACUUAGUGGCAUUCAUCAAAAACAUUCAAAUAAGUAUAUUUCCUUUUUUAGUACUGAAAGAAACAUGGGCAUUUUCACCCUAAAAAAAUAAAGCACAAGAGUUUUAUCUCAGCCUUUUUUUUUUUUUUUUUGCACAUAUAGCUAUUUGGGAAAUAUAAGAUUAAGUAAGUACAGACACACUCAAGAUUCUCUUUUAGUUCCCAGACCAGGAUUUCAUUUUUAUAGCCCACUGUUUUUUAUCACAGGUGAACAGAUAAAUUCAUAGCUCACAGGUGAAAAUACAGCCUUACAGAUCUAAACCAUCACUAUAAUGAGUGGGGAAGAAAUGCAUCCAGAACAUAAUUUGCAUGAAGCUCAGUCAGGAAAGAACCCGGAUGCAAUGCAGGAGACCCAGGUUCAAGCCCUGGGUCAGGAAGAUUCCCUGGGGAAGGAAAUGGCAACCCACUCCAGUAUUCUUCCUGCCUGGAGAAUCCGACGGACAGAGAAGCCUGAGGUCACAAACGGUCGGACACAACUUAGAGACUGAACUACACUUGUGCCUCAGCCUUCACAGGACGGCCUUCCUCUUGGUCACCCGCUCCCUGGCCCUUCAGCCUGAAGAUUUCUUCAUUAUACUCUUCAAGCCCCUGGUCUUCAUUCUCAGCAAACACCUCUUCUCGUCCUUUACUGUGACCAAGGUGCCUCAGCCUCCAUCUUCCUGACGACCUAUACAUCCGCGUGGACCAGCAUCCAUGCUCUCUCCUGAGCCCAGCUCCAGUGAAGAACCGAAGUACCAGAAGAGACCUCCCAAGGCUGGAGCUUGUUCUUCCUGGAACCGAGUCCACAACAUUGCCGGCACUGGUCACCUGCCCUCCUCCCCCAGAUCCACAGUCGUGGGACAGCCUUCAUGGCUCAGCUCCCCCAGUCGAGAUAUGACACAAACAGAAGCAAGAAAACUAUUCCAUGAGCCCCCACUGGGUGCACCCAUUCUCUGAGGUGCUGAACACAGCAGUGAGCAAGUUUCUCAUAGAAACGCAUGGACUCCACCUUCCCUAACUCACAGCUCCUCGUCACAGCUGUUGCACUGGACUGGUUUCACUUGUGUCAUGCAUCCUAGGAACUAUGUUGGGGGUGAGGGGAGCCCCCUCCACCAGUUUGACCUAGGAACUCAUCAGGCAGUACCUCUGUCCUACUCAUUGUGAAGUAGUGUCUUCAAUGUUGGCACUUUGCUUAUUUCUGAAACUUGGAGAAACACGUGGAUUUUUACAUCAGUGACUAUUCACCUUACAUUUCCUGGUGGGACAUUCUUGUUUCACUUUUUGGCUGUAUCCUACAGCAUAUGGGAUCUUAACUUUCUUACCAGGGACCAAACCUACAUCUCCUGCAGUGGAAGGUAGAGGCUUAACCACUGGACCACCAGGGAAGUCCCUCAAUUCUUCUUGAAUGGCUAAUUUUCUACAGCUAAAUGGGGUGGAGGUGGGGGGCUGCAGGGGACAGGAAAGAGUAACUGUUGAUUUAAAACACUUUAAAUCUCACCACUUUUGUUGUUUUUGAUACCUCAAAUCCCCAAACUAUACUUUGAACUGGAGGCAAUCAUUGUGGAAGUCUAGUGUUAAUACUUUAAACAUUGUUCCAUCUGUGAGGCAUGUAGAUUUUGAUGCACGUAUGUUUGUGUGUUGAGAACUCUUGCCAUGGCUUCCCAACACUUACAUGAACGCUCAUCACUCUCAGGAGAGCUGGAAAACCAAGGUGGUGAUUUUCUGCCUUCUGGGGAUGGUUCUUCAUUAACUGUCACUACAUCUAACUUUAUGAUCCAACUCUCACAUCUGUACAUGACUACUGGAAAAAACAUAGCUUUGACUCUAUGGGACUUUUGCCAGAAAAGUGAUGUCUCAGCUUUCAAUAAUACGCUGUUUAGGUUUGUCAUAGCUUUCCUGUGAGAGUUGGACCAUGAAGAAGGCUGAGCUCCAAAGAAUUGAUGUUUUUGAAUUGUGCUGGAGAAGACUCUUGGGAGUCCCUUGAACAGCAAGGAGAUCAAACCAGUCAAUCUAAAGGAAAUCAACCCUGAAUAUUCAUUAGAAGAACUGACAUUGAAGCUGCAAUACUUUGGCCGCCUAAUACGAAGAGCCAACUCAUUGGAAAAGACCCUGAUUCUGGGAAAGACUGAAGGCAGGAGAAGGGGGUGACAGAGGAUGAAAUGGUUGGAUUGCAUCACCGACUCAAUGGACAUAAAUUUGUGCAAACUCUGGGAGAUGGUGAAGGACAGGGAAGUCUGGCGUGCUGCAGUCCAUGCGGUCACAAGGAAUUGGACACAACUUAGCAACUGAGCAACAUCUUGGUUCCUCCAUGUUAAUUUAACACAGUUGCUUUGUCCUAGAAAUAGACAUUAUAAGAUAUUACCCUUGAGAACUGUUUACUUCCAGUUACUUUAUAACUGGCUGACGUUUUCCAAUCUAAGACUCCCUGUUUGGUUUCUCAUAUCACACUGAGUGCAUACACAAGGAUGUACGCAUGUACUCUGCUCUGAACCAGCCUGAAUCCCUCACCGGGGUCCAGGGAGGAGACUACAAACGUGCUCUGCACCGCUGCUCGAUACUAGUCCCUUCAUACCCACAGCCAGGCAACCAUUAGUUAAAACUGCACUUUAAAAACACCUUAAUAGUUGGGAAAGGAGAACUUUUUAAACAAAAAAUAAAGCAAGUAUAGAUA
Dama dama (fallow deer) is the source of this 4462-nucleotide messenger RNA. RefSeq names its product regulator of G protein signaling 20 (gene RGS20). The transcript is spliced from 7 exons. Lineage: Eukaryota; Metazoa; Chordata; Mammalia; Artiodactyla; Cervidae. Bases 538 to 1194 code for a protein of 218 amino acids. The record is from RefSeq and is a predicted model, not a curated record.